AAAGUUCCGUUGCGUUUUCUCCUUCAAUUUUGUUUUUGUUUUGUAAUUCAUGGCUCUUUGAUCAUUUGGGUGCUGAUAAUAAUCUUGUUCUUUAUUUUGUUUUCUUUGGGUCUUGUGUUUAUGGUUCUUUUUCGAGUUCUGCUACAAUUCAGCGAUGAACAAAGUGUUUUUCUUUCUUCGGAGACUGAUAUUUAUCUGGAAAGCGAAAAACUUUGGUUCCGCAUGCGAUCACCCUUCUUUGUAUUUGGAAAGUAGUUUUGAUUUGAGGCUCUAGUCAUUACCAGCUUUACUGUAUUUGGCAAAUGGGUUCUGAAGGUCCAACAACACCCAUAACAACAAUUCAUGUGACAGGAUUUAAGAAAUUCCAUGGAGUUGCUGAGAAUCCGACCGAAACAAUUGUCAAUAAUUUGGCAGAGUACAUGAAUAAGAAGGGUUUGCCAAAGGGUUUAGUUAUUGGGAGCUGCAGCAUUCUUGAAACUGCUGGUCAAGGAGCACUUGUUUCACUGUACCAGAGAUUGCAAUCCGCUGUUAUUUCCAAGGACUCUGAAUCUUCAAAUUCUAAUAGAACUAUUUGGCUGCAUUUUGGGGUUAACAGUGGUGCAACAAGGUUUGCUAUAGAGAACCAGGCAGUCAAUGAGGCUAAUUUUCGAUGUCCGGAUGAAAUGGGUUGGAAGCCCCAGAAAGUCCCCAUUGUUCCUUCGGAUGGUGGAAUUUCACGAACAAGGGAGACUUCACUCCCUGUAGAGGAGAUCACCAAAGCCUUGACAGAAAAGGGAUACGAAGUUAUGGUAUCAGAUGAUGCAGGCAGGUUCGUGUGCAAUUACGUUUACUAUCACUCCCUUCGCUUUGCCGAGCGGAAUGGAAUCAAAUCCCUUUUCGUGCACGUGCCACUCUUCUUCACAAUAAAUGAAGAGACUCAAAUGAAAUUCGCUGCUUCCUUGUUAGAAGUUCUUGCCUCUAAAUCUUAGAAGUAUCAUUACAUUUGGACCCUCAAAAAUGGGUGCUCCUAUAUUCGUUCUGGUGUGAAAGUGGAUGAAUGUGUAUCUUGAAUGAGAUACUUAUAAUAAAAUUAUUGUAUUUAAAUGGAA
Vigna angularis (adzuki bean) is the source of this 1088-nucleotide messenger RNA. RefSeq lists its product as uncharacterized. The coding region runs from base 303 to 968 and encodes 221 amino acids. Gene Ontology annotation, biological process: proteolysis. Gene Ontology annotation, molecular function: pyroglutamyl-peptidase activity. Gene Ontology annotation, cellular component: cytosol. NCBI's taxonomy places the organism in Eukaryota, Viridiplantae, Streptophyta, Magnoliopsida, Fabales, Fabaceae. The transcript is spliced from 5 exons. The record is from RefSeq and is a predicted model, not a curated record.